Gastrolobium bilobum is the source of this 2511-nucleotide messenger RNA. RefSeq names its product probable inactive leucine-rich repeat receptor-like protein kinase At3g03770. Gene Ontology annotation, biological process: protein phosphorylation. The record is from RefSeq and is a predicted model, not a curated record. Bases 1 to 2511 code for a protein of 836 amino acids. Gene Ontology annotation, molecular function: protein kinase activity; protein binding; ATP binding. NCBI's taxonomy places the organism in Eukaryota, Viridiplantae, Streptophyta, Magnoliopsida, Fabales, Fabaceae. The transcript is spliced from 7 exons.
AUGGCAAAACCAGUUUCCCAUUCACACCUAUUACUCCUUUUAAUCUUGUGUCUUGCCAUCAAUCUUUCAGAGCAGUUACAAUUUUCUGAGUCUCAGACACUUCUCAAAGUUCAGCAACUUCUUGGCUAUCCAUCAGCACUGGGAAGCUUAAACAGUGCCACAGAUUAUUGCAACAUUGAGCCUUCCCCAUAUUUGACAUUAGUUUGCUAUGAGGAUAACUUGACACAGUUGCAUGUUGUUGGCAACAAUAAUGAGUUUACACCAUUGCCUCAAAACUUCUCCUCAGACACUCUUUUUGCCACACUUGGCACUCUAUCAAGCUUGAAAGUCCUCUCUUUGGUUUCUCUUGAUCUCUGGGGUCUUCUACCUGAAAGCAUUGAUCAAUUGUCUUCAUUGGAAAUACUUAAUAUUAGCUCAAAUCACUUUUAUGGAGCCAUCCCAGCUCAACUUUCACUUCUGAGGAACCUGCAGUCAGUGGUGCUUGAUCAUAACAACUUCAAAGGUCAAAUUCCCAACUGGGUAGGUUCCCUUCAAGGUUUGGCUGUGCUUAGUAUGAAGAGCAAUUGCCUUAGUGGGAGCCUUCCAACUUCAGUGAAUGCUCUUCAUACCCUGAGAGUGUUAGAUCUAUCAAAUAAUCAGUUAUCUGGGGAGCUACCUCAUCUUGGAAAUUUGGCAAACCUUCAAGUUCUGCACUUGGAAAACAACACAUUUGGACCUCAUUUUCCUUCUCUUCCCACCAAGUUAGUUUCCCUUGUGCUUAGUAAUAAUAGCUUUAUGCUUGGUGUCCCUUCUGAUUUAAGUUCUUUCUAUCAGCUCCAAAAGCUGGACCUUUCAUUGAAUGGUUUUGUGGGGCCAUUUCCACCAUCCUUAUUGUCACUACCUUCCAUCAAUUACCUUGAUAUUUCUUCAAAUAAAUUCACUGGGAUGCUCUUCAAUAAUUUGACAUGCAAUGAUGAUCUACACUUUGUAAACUUAUCUUCAAAUCUUUUGAAGGGGGAACUUCCCUCUUGUUUAGAACCAAAGACCAGGGUUGUUUUGUAUGCUAGAAACUGUUUAUCAAAUGAGAACCAAGAUCAGCACCCUUCUGAAUUCUGCAGCAAUGAGGCUCUUGCAGUGGAAAUCAUACCCCAUCAACAGAAGCAGCAUAAGAGAACAACGGGCAAAGUAGUACUUGUAUCAAGUAUGGGAAGUGUUGUUGGUGGAGUAAUGAUUGUUGGAGUGGUUAUUUUGGUCGUUAGCAAGGUUCAUAAAAAACAAGUUAUGAAAACACCUUCAAAGUCCACAUUGGAGCAUGUUAUCAGCCAGAUACAUAAUGAAGAUGAAGUAAAAAUUCCUUCAUGGUCCAUAAUGGAGUAUAUCACAAAAAGGGUUCCUGACAAACGUGCUUUGAAAACACUACCAAGAUCCAUAAAGGAGCAUGUCAUGAACCGCGUGAAUCACAAACGUAUUGUGAGGACACCUUCAAGGUCCACAAUAGAUCAUGUAUUGUCAGUAAACACUGCAAAACUGCUCACAGAUGCAAGGUAUAUAUCACAAACAAUGAAGAUGGGAGCUAGCCUUCCUGCUUAUAGGACCUUUGCUUUGGAUGAACUCAAGGAAGCUACAAAUAAUUUUGAUUCAUCAUGUUUCAUAAGUGAAGGUCCACAUGGUCAGAUAUAUAAAGGGGUGCUCUCUGAUGGAAUGCAAAUUGCUGUUAGAAGUUUGAAAAUAAGAAAGAGACAUAGCCCUCAGACCUACAUGCACCAUGUUGAGUUGAUUUCGAAACUUAGGCAUUCACACUUGGUUAGUGCUCUUGGGCAUUCUUUUGAGUGCAACCAGGAUGAUUGUGUAAACACUAUAUUUCUCAUAUUUGAGUACGUUCCAAACAGAAGUUUAAGAAGCUGCGUAUCUGGAUCUUCUGGGGACAAGCUUUCUUGGUCACAGAGAAUAGCAGCUGCAAUUGGAGUGGUGAAAGGCAUUCAAUUUUUGCACACAGGGAUAGUGCCUGGACUAUAUUCAAAUAAUCUGAAGAUAACAGAUAUUUUUUUGGAAAAUAAUCAUAAUGUUAAGAUAAGCAGUUAUAAUCUUCCACUCUCAGCUGAAAACAAAAGAAUGGUCAGCAAUGGAACUUCACCUGGAUUGAAAGGAAAUUUCCAACAAAGGAUAAAGGAUGCAGACAAGAAUGAUGUCUAUGAUAUUGGAGUGAUUUUGCUAGAAAUUAUUCUGGGACGACCAAUAAUGUUCCACAAUGAAGUUGGAACACUAAAAGAUCUUUUACAGGUAAGCAUCAAAACUGAUGAUAUAGCUAGAAGGAGUAUUGUUGACCCAUCAGUUCAUAAGGAAUGUUCAGAUGAUUCAUUAAUGACAAUGAUGGAGAUAUGUGUAAGGUGUCUCUCUAGUGAACCAAUUGAUAGGCCUUCUGUUGAAGAUGUUCUAUGGAAUUUGCAAUUUGCAGCACAAAUUCAGAAUUCAUGGAGAGGAGACUCAAAUGAUCACAGAGAUUCACCUGCAUCAUCCUCCACAGAGACAUAA